AUGAGCACUUUCGAUUAUGAAUUUGCUGAUUUCCAUACCUUAACUAAAGAUGAAACUUUACAAUUCUUUCACACAGAUGAACAAAAUGGUUUAAACAAUGAAGUUGCUAAUCAAAUCCUUAAAGAAGUUGGUGAAAAUAGUCUAGGUGAUGAUUCAAAGAUCGAUUAUAAAGCAAUGAUUAUUCAUCAACUUUGUAAUGCUAUGAUUUUAGUUCUUUUCAUUUCUAUGAUUAUCUCUUUUGCAAUUCAUGAUUGGAUUACUGGUGGUGUUAUUACUUUUGUCGUAGGUGUUAAUGUUGUUAUUGGUUUAGUUCAAGAAUAUAAAGCUUCAAAGACUAUGAACUCUUUAAAACAAUUAAGUUCUCCAAAUGCUCAUGUUAUUAGACGUGGUAAUAGUGAAAUCAUUUCAUCUAAAGAAGUUGUACCAGGUGAUAUUGUCUCAGUGAAAGUUGGUGAUACUAUUCCAGCUGAUUUACGUUUAAUCUCAAUGCAAAAUUUUGAAACUGAUGAAGCACUUUUAACUGGUGAAGCCUUACCUGUCUCAAAGGAUUGUGAUUUAGUAUUCCCUAAGGGUGAACAUACGCCUGUUGGUGAUCGUAUUAAUCUGGCUUAUUCUUCAUCUAGUGUCGUUAAAGGUAGAGCCAUUGGUGUUGUUAUUAAGACUGGUUUAAAUACAGAAAUUGGUAAGAUUGCUAAAUCUUUAACUACUGAUGAAGGUUUAAUCUCAAGAAAUCCUAAUUAUUCAUUUUGGAAGAAUUCUUGGAUUACUAUUAAACAAUCUUGUGGUGCAUUCUUAGGUACCACUGUGGGAACUCCAUUACACAGAAAAUUAUCAAAAUUGGCUGUUCUAUUGUUUUUCGUGGCUGUAAUCUUUGCUAUCGUCGUUAUGGCUUCUCAAAAAUUCGAUGUUGAUAAAGGUGUAGCCAUAUAUGCCAUUUGUGUUGCUUUGUCAAUGAUUCCUUCAUCAUUGGUUGUGGUUCUAACUAUCACAAUGUCUGUUGGUGCCUCAGUGAUGGCUUCAAGAAACGUCAUCAUCAGAAGACUAGAUUCCUUAGAGGCCUUAGGUGCAGUUAAUGAUAUUUGUUCCGAUAAGACUGGUACUUUAACUCAAGGGAAAAUGAUUGCAAGACAAGUUUGGAUACCUAAUUUUGGUACUAUCACAGUAAAUGACUCUAAUGAACCAUUUAAUCCAACUAUUGGGAGUAUUAAUUUGAUUCCAAGACAAUCUCCAUAUGAAUUUAAGAAUGAAGAAGAAGAAGAUGUAGGUAUCCUUCAAGGGUUCAAGAAUCAUUAUUUAAAGAAGACUUUACCUGAACAACUAGAUCCAAGACUGUUUACUAAAUGGUUAGAAACUGCAACAUUGGCUAACAUUGCUAAAGUUUUCUUAAAUGCAGAAAAUAAAUGGACUGUUCAUGGUGAUCCAACUGAAAUUGCUAUCCAAGUGUUUGCUUCAAGAAUGGAUCUACCAAGAUCUACUUUGACAGGUGAAAGUAUUCCAAAUGGUGAAAUGGCUGAUGACUUGGAAUCUCAAUCAGAAGAACAGAUUGAUAAUGAAAAUGCUGACUUCCAACAUUUGGCUGAAUUCCCAUUCGAUUCUACAAUCAAGAGAAUGUCUGCUGUCUAUAAUGAUAAUAGAAACGACACUACUGAAGUCUUUACAAAAGGUGCAUUUGAAGGUGUCUUAAAGAAUUGUACCUAUUGGUAUGGUGAUAAUCAGGAUACUCUACUACAUCUAACUGAGACUGAUAAGGCUUUUAUCCAAAAGAAUGUUAAUACUUUAUCUGCAGAAGGCUUAAGAGUUCUGGCAUUUGCAUCAAAAUCUUUCCACAAUGAUGAAUUGUCCCCUGAGACUAAAGAGAAAUUGACUUCAAACAGAGAGUUUGUUGAGGAUAAAUUGGUAUUCCUAGGUUUAAUUGGUAUUUAUGAUCCUCCAAGACAAGAAACUGCCGGUGCCGUCAAGAAGUUCCAUCAAGCAGGUAUCAAUGUUCGUAUGUUAACUGGUGAUUUCCCAGGUACUGCUAAAGCGAUUGCACAAGAAGUUGGUAUCCUACCAAUCAAUCUCUACCACUACCCAAAGGAUGUUAUUGAUAUUAUGGUUAUGACCGGUACUCAAUUUGAUGAUUUAUCCGAAGAUGAAAUUGAUAAUUUGCCUGUGUUACCUUUGGUUAUUGCACGUUGUUCUCCACAGACUAAAGUGAGGAUGAUUGAGGCUUUACAUCGUAGGGGUAAAUUCUGUGCCAUGACUGGUGAUGGUGUUAAUGACUCACCUUCUUUGAAAAUGGCUAAUGUUGGUAUUGCCAUGGGUAUUAAUGGUUCUGAUGUCGCUAAGGAAGCCUCUGAUAUUGUCCUAAGAGAUGACAAUUUUGCUUCUAUUCUUAAUGCUGUUGAAGAAGGUAGAAGAAUGAGUGACAAUAUUCAAAAGUUUGUCUUACAAUUAUUGGCCGAAAAUGUUGCCCAAGCUCUGUAUCUUAUCAUUGGUUUAGUUUUCAUUGAUUCUCAACAUAAAUCUGUGUUCCCAUUAUCUCCUGUUGAAGUCUUAUGGGUUAUCGUGGUUACAUCCUGUUUCCCUGCUAUGGGUCUUGGUCUAGAAUUAGCCGCCCCAGAUUUAAUGGAAAGACCACCUAAUGAUUCAAAAGCUGGUAUCUUUACAUGGGAGGUUAUUGCAGAUAUGUUUGUAUACGGUUUAAUGAUGGCUGGUGCUUGUAUGGCUACAUUCACCAGUGUUAUUUAUGGUAAGGAUUCUGGUGAAUUAGGUCAAAACUGUAACAAUAAGUACAGUUCCAUUUGUGACCCUGUCUACAAGGCUCGUUCCGGUGCUUUUGCUACCAUGACAUGGUGUGCUUUGAUUUUAGCUUGGGAAGUUGUCGAUAUGCGUAGAUCAUUCUUUAGAAUGAAGCCAGAAACUGAUGAACCAGUAAAACAAUUCUUCAGAGACAUUUGGAGUAACAAAUUCUUAUUCUGGUCUAUAAUGUUUGGUUUUGCUUCAGCUUUCCCAGUCGUCUACAUUCCAGUUAUUAACGACAAAGUCUUCUUACAUAGACCAAUCGGUUAUGAAUGGGGUCUGGCUAUUGCAUUCACAGUUGCAUUCUGGGCUGGUUGUGAACUAUACAAAUAUUUCAAGAGAGUGUACUACAGAAAGAAGUCUAAGGCUCAAAAUCCAGAGAAUGAUUUAGAAAGUGGUAACAUGAAGAACCCAUUCGAGGCAUACAGUACCUCCACCACCAUUAGAACUGAUAUUAUUAUCAACCCAAAAAAGUGA
This is a messenger RNA of Maudiozyma barnettii, 3258 nucleotides long. RefSeq lists its product as uncharacterized. The record is from RefSeq and is a predicted model, not a curated record. The coding region runs from base 1 to 3258 and encodes 1085 amino acids. Gene Ontology annotation, biological process: calcium ion transmembrane transport; intracellular calcium ion homeostasis. Gene Ontology annotation, molecular function: ATP hydrolysis activity; ATP binding; P-type calcium transporter activity. Gene Ontology annotation, cellular component: plasma membrane. The transcript has a single exon. Lineage: Eukaryota; Fungi; Ascomycota; Saccharomycetes; Saccharomycetales; Saccharomycetaceae.